Lingula anatina is the source of this 1638-nucleotide messenger RNA. RefSeq names its product toll-like receptor Tollo. The record is from RefSeq and is a predicted model, not a curated record. NCBI's taxonomy places the organism in Eukaryota, Metazoa, Brachiopoda, Lingulata, Lingulida, Lingulidae.
AUGGCUAGAGGUAAGAAGAUGGUGUCGCACCUGACACCUCCUUGCCUCAACCUUAAACUUGCUGACACUGCGUUUAUUGCAUUUCUGAAAACGGAUAUAGUUAUCUUGUUCGUGGCUGGUACCACCAUGACACUAUAUGGUUCCAUGGUACCACUGAAUAGUGAAUAUCGCUGCCGUAGUCGUGUCCUGCUGGAGAAACAUUUACAUGAAGAACAACUCGCUCUUCGUCAUAUAUCCUUCAUAGAACCGCUCAUACACGAUAAACAGUUUCAGUACCUGUCGAAACUGAGAAGCUUGUCUCUUAAAUCGUGCAAUAUAUCAUACCUGAAUAAGGACGCGUUUUACGGCCUUGACCUUCUGGAAGUUUUGGAUUUGAGUGAGCUUACCGUCAAUGAACUCAAUGGACACCCGUAUUCCUUCAAUUUGAAAAAGUUAAAGCUUCAGGAUUUACCACAAUUACAGAUCUUAGACAUUUCUAGUAACAAUGCAUACUUACAUUGUGAUAUACAGAGCGCAGAUUACUUCAAAGGAAUGCCAAAUCUUCGAGCGUUACACAUGCAUCGUAACAGGCUGUGGCUUACCAAUGCCCCAACACUCCUCGUUAUGUUUCAAUCCCUUCACAAUGUGACAUUUUUAGAAUUAAGUAGUAACGUGUUAUCGGAACUUCCAGUGGGAAUGUUUGACUCUAUGGUGCGUCUCAGAACUCUACGUCUUUCAAGAAACAUACUGCGGACUAUUCCUAAGGGACUAUUCAAAAACUUGAAUCAACUCCACACCUUAGUACUCUCCUUUAAUUACAUAUCCAACAUCCAAGAUGGCGCCUUCGAUGGCUUAAUAUCGUUACGUGUACUUAAAAUGGGCAAUAAUAAGUUAAUCUGUGACUGCAAUAUACGGUGGUUACAGCAAUAUUUUCAGAGAUUUGACAAGGAGGACUCAAAAGAGUUUUGCUUUGGUACUACUUCAUCAAAGAGAAUUCCAAUCACUGAAUUCAAACCUGACUGGUGGCAGUGUGAUAACAACACGACGAAGGUGGCGGUCAGUAUCCUUGGAGUGGUACUAUUCAUGUGUUUUAUAGCUGGUAUUGUUUACUAUGCAAGAUGGGACAUUAGAUUCGCUUUGGUCGUCAGGUUCGGGUGGCAAUGUUGUACUAAGAAACCACAAGAUGCUGACGUUAACCUUGAGAAGAUAUUUGACGCGUUUGUAUCUUAUAGUUUACUGGAUACGGCCUGGAUUGUUGCCGAGCUGAUCCCAAAUCUGGAAAAUGACGAGCAGUUCAAUUUUCGUCUUUGUAUCCAUGAGCGCAAUUUCCUUCCCGGCAACUCUAUUGUAGAAAGUGUUGAAGGAGCCAUGGAUGGCAGUUACAGUGUCAUUUUCUGGAUUACUCAAAACUUUCUGGAAAGCGAUGAUUGUGAUUUUGAACUGAAUUUGGCCAAGACCAAGCUCUCUGAAGGAAACAUUCGCUCGGUUAUUUUCAUAUUUGAAGAACGUUUUGAUAAAACCCAACUACCGCAGCCAAUGGGGAUUAUGAUACGACAUUGCCAAUGUCUUUAUUGGCCAGAUCUGCGGCUGCGCAAAAGGGACAUUUUCUGGAAAAGACUGAAGCUGGCCUUGUUGGAUACCAGGCCAAAAGAUAAUUGA